Molecule: messenger RNA, 3766 nt
Organism: Pogoniulus pusillus (Red-fronted tinkerbird)
Lineage: Eukaryota; Metazoa; Chordata; Aves; Piciformes; Lybiidae
Gene: PEX7
Product: peroxisomal biogenesis factor 7
Exons: 10
Coding region: 218-1189 (323 amino acids)
Biological process (GO): protein import into peroxisome matrix
Cellular component (GO): cytosol; peroxisomal matrix
Molecular function (GO): protein binding
Source: RefSeq, a predicted model, not a curated record
CUGCCCUCACCAAAGAUGGCGGCGCCUCUGCUGCUUCAGCACGGCCCGGUGGGCGGGGCGCAGCCCGCUGCGCGGACUAAGUGCCAGACCACUCUCUGCCCUCACCAAAGAUGGCGGCACCUGUGCUGCUUCAUCUCCGCCCGGCGGGCGGGGCGCUUCCGCCGCGGCCUUUCGUGCGGCACCGCCUCCGCGCCUCGGACGGGGCCCGGGUAGGGCCAUGGGCACGGUGGGCCCUAACGGUGGCGGUGUCCUGCGGUUGCCCGGGCUGCACGGCUACGCGGUGGAGUUCUCGCCUUACUGGCCGGGACGUGUGGCCUGUGCCGCCUCCCAGUACUACGGCAUCGCAGGUUGUGGAACUCUGGCAGUGCUGGAACAAAAUGAAGCUGGGAUUGUUCUGCUUAGGAGUUUUGACUGGAACGAUGGCCUGUUUGAUGUGACCUGGAGUGAGAAUAAUGAACAUGUAUUGAUCACUUCUAGUGGAGAUGGAUCUCUGCAAAUCUGGGAUGUAACUAAAACCAAAGGUCCGCUGCAAGUCUAUAAAGAGCACACUCAGGAGGCAUAUAGUGUUGACUGGAGCCAAACUAGAGGAGAGCAGCUAGUGGUGUCUGGUUCAUGGGAUCAAACAGCCAAGCUGUGGGAUCCAGCUGUGGGGAAGUCAUUAUGCACUUUCAAAGGCCACGAAGGGGUCAUUUACAGCACUAUAUGGUCUCCACACAUCCCAGGUUGUUUUGCAUCUGCUUCAGGUGACCAGACUUUAAGAGUUUGGGAUGUAAAAGCCCCAGGAGUCAAACUUGUGAUACCAGCACACCAGGCUGAGAUCUUGAGCUGUGACUGGUGCAAAUAUGACGAGAACUUGCUGGUGACUGGGGCAGUUGACUGUAGCUUGAAAGGCUGGGAUUUGCGGAACAUCCGGCAACCAGUAUUCAUCUUGCUUGGUCAUACCUAUGCUAUCAGAAGAGUAAAAUUUUCACCAUUCCAUGCAACCAUAUUGGCCUCUUGCUCCUAUGAUUUUACUGUGAGAUUCUGGGACUUUUCCAGACCUAAUCCAUUGCUGGAAACAGUUGAGCAUCAUACUGAAUUCACAUGUGGACUGGAUUUAAGUCUUCACAACCGUGGUCAGGUGGUGGACUGCGCUUGGGAUGAACUAGUCAAGAUUUAUACUCCACCGUGUUUGGCAGUUCCUGUCUAGAGAAAAAGCAAAGAUGAUGCCACGCACCAGGAGCCUUUCUCCCUUUCCCCACAACCAGAGUCAACAGUGUCACUAAUCUUAGUGUCUCUUUCUAGGUAAAACUCUACUUGAGCAGAGUGUUGUGCACUUGAGCAUGUGGAGAUAUCAGGACUCAAUUUACUGUCCAGGUAGUACCUGAGACAGCAGAGUGUUUAACAGCUACUGAAUGACCGAAGCGUGGCAGUAGCAGGUAUGAGCUGGUGUCUUUAGAGCAGAAUCUCCAACAGAAUUUUGUGAUCUGUGUGGCUAAGGAUGAGAGCAGAGGCCUGGAUAUUCUUGAUCUUUAUAAAGUAACUGGCAGAGUGUUUUGAAGGAAUGACACUGUAAAAAAAAAAAAAAGGAAAAAAGUGACUUUUCACUGUAAAGUGCUGUAGUGUCAGCUGAGGUGUGUAUCACUCAGAUGCAUUUAUGUUUGGUUUACUCUGAUUCACAUUGCAUUUUCUUGUGCAAUAUAAUGAAUACUCUUGAUAGUAAAUGCAGUUUAUAGCCAGCUGACUCAUUUGACCCUUUUGAUUGCCACUUCACAAAGGUGAUAAAGAUUAUUUUCAUACAUUUUUUUUCUGUUACAUCUUCUUGAGUAAAAGAGUUGAUGGAGUCAUGUAGAAAGAUAUUCCAGUGAUAGAGGAAACAGAAAAAAAAAUGAAACAGAUCCAAGACUAAUUGGAUUACAGUCCUCAAGAAUUAGGGACAAGACAACCAUCUCUUCUAUUAGGCUUGUCUUUAAUUUUCAUUUAGAAAGUUUUUCCAAGGGAGAGAAGAUGAAUGUAGCCACAUUCAGUGUUUCUGGACCUGCGACAGCCUGGCCAAAGUGAGUUAAACCUACACAGAUGCAGAUUCACUGCAUGACAUAAGCAUAGCAAGCCCAGUGUGGCUCAACAUGUUUUAAGUAUGUUGAGCACUUUACAUGCCCACUUGAACUCCUCAGCCCACAUGCUGGUAUUUUCAUCUUCAUUUUUCUGGGGUAAGUAGAGAUGUUCAUUUUUUGUAGUUCUCCAGUCUCCUUUGAAUCUUCUUUCAAGAUCCAACUGUGAUAUUUCUGCAGUUCUCAUUGGCACAUAAGGCUUCUUUCCUGGUUUCCUGCUGGCUUGUUUUUUUACCUUCUUAGAGCUGUCUUCAUUCUACUCUUAACCCCAAAUCAACAAUCUUUACCAUCAAAAGACUCUGCAGAUUGGGUCUUUACAGAUCUUUAUUUGGGAUUUCAUAGUCUCCUGUUCACGAAUGCUGUACACUACUCAUAAGCAAUAGCAGACACUGCCAGAUUUGCUGGAUGCUUUGAAGAAAUGGAAGAGAGAUUUCAGCAAAGCUAAGACCUGCAAGCUGCAAGGAAAGAAUGAUUGUGCUGUCUUGGAGAGAGAUCCAGGGAACUAUCAGGUAACCACAGGGAGAUACGCAUAUAUCGAUUUAGUGUUAGAGAAAGACAGAAAGAAACCUUAUGCUAUAACAUGAGAUCCCGAUAGGAUGGUAUUUGUUUCUGGAUCAGUGCAAGCUGACCCCAGAAUGCCAUCUUCUGAAGCUGAACUAGUAACAAAAGGGAGAUUUUCUCUCAUGCCAGUGUGUUGCACCAAAUUCCAAACGUUCACUGCACUUUAAUUCCCUGUGCUGAGGAAGGAUGCAGCAACAAAGCUGUGCUGCAUACAGCUGUCAGCAUGGGCCAUAAAAUCUAAUUUUAGGCAUUGAAAUUGAUCAUUUCAACCUUAAUAGUUGAAACCUCCUCUGCUUUAUACCCCUUUUCUGCUUAUACUACUUGUCUGAGUUAGUGGAAGAUUUUGAUGGUGGGUAUGUAUUUUAUACAUGUGUUUCUGGGAGGUGGGAAUGCUGCCAUAGCCAGUCAGUUGGAAGGGCAAAUUUAGAAAACCUAGCAAAGGGAGCUGGGGGAGGAGGAAGGAGUCCUGAAACUACACACACAAAUGUGUGGAUUGAAACUUUGCUUAGCUUCUCUCCUCUCUUGACCUGGUUAGUUUCAGUGCUGAGGGUUUGCUGUGCCCAGGUUUAAUUCUCUUGAAUUCAAAAGGAGCAGAUCCAGAAGAUGCACAUAGUAAAUAAAAAGCUGUGGCCUUCAGUCUUCCUGUGGGGUGCUUGAAUGGAGAGAACAUGCUGGAAAAUCUCUGCGCUGUAACAAACUAUCUGGCAAUAGUUGUUGCUGAUUCUUAAUUCUCAGGGAAUGUUGCUAGAAUUGUUUUAAAGAAAUAUUGUUUAUUUUAUGUCCCUAAUACCAGCUCCUCAUCUGGUUUGUUUGUUUACUGAAAUAGACCUUUCAUGACAUCAAUCUUAAAGAUGUAAUGAGUUCUACUUCUAUAUUUGCUCCUGUGGAAGAUGUUGCUUUGUGGGAGCCCAUAGAUUUCUCCUUGGUUCAAGAAACAUAUUGAGCACAUUCUAAAGGAGUGGGUUUCCUGUUCUAUGAUGCUAUUCAAUUAAUUGCACACAGUAUCUUUGGCUACACUCUUGUAUUCACUUCCCCAACUAAGAAACAUUGAUCAGAAAGUAAAUGCUUUGAAAGAUUCUGGGAGUAUCAUGUAAAUAAAGAGUAGCAUAAUCAUG